This is a messenger RNA of Beauveria bassiana ARSEF 2860, 447 nucleotides long. RefSeq names its product MAPEG family protein. Gene Ontology annotation, cellular component: membrane; nuclear envelope; endoplasmic reticulum. The record is from RefSeq and is a predicted model, not a curated record. Gene Ontology annotation, molecular function: glutathione peroxidase activity; glutathione transferase activity. Lineage: Eukaryota; Fungi; Ascomycota; Sordariomycetes; Hypocreales; Cordycipitaceae. The transcript has 4 exons. Bases 1 to 447 code for a protein of 148 amino acids.
AUGCCUGUCGCGCUUGAGGUUCCCGAUCAGUACAGCUACGUUCUCGCAGUUGCUACCACCACCUUCUUUCUAAACACUUUCCACAUGAUGCGCACUUCCAAAUUCAGAAAUCUCGCCAAAAUCGCCUUCCCAGCUUCCUAUGCCUCCGAGGAAGAAGCUGCCAAGAACCCAAACGCCUCCAAAUUCAACUGCGCCCAGCGUGCCCACGCCAAUUAUACCGAAAACCUGACUCCUUUCCUCGGCGCCCUUCUUGUUGCUGGUGUGCAACAUCCCAUCCCCGCCGCCACCAUCGGUAGUGUUUGGUCCUUGUCUCGUCUAAUUUACCUCCUCGGUUACACUAGCGACGCUGGUCCCAAGGGCCGUGUCCCCGGCUUUGCUGGCAGUUUCCUGAGUGACAUUGCCAUCAAGGGACUCGCUGCUUACACUUGUUACAAGCUCAUCUUUUAA